Messenger RNA from Eremomyces bilateralis CBS 781.70, 2866 nucleotides. Its product is annotated as kinase-like protein. Bases 367 to 2508 code for a protein of 713 amino acids. The transcript is spliced from 2 exons. The record is from RefSeq and is a predicted model, not a curated record. Gene Ontology annotation, molecular function: MAP kinase kinase activity; ATP binding. NCBI's taxonomy places the organism in Eukaryota, Fungi, Ascomycota, Dothideomycetes, Eremomycetales, Eremomycetaceae. Gene Ontology annotation, biological process: MAPK cascade; cellular hyperosmotic response; protein phosphorylation.
CACCACCACCACCACCACCACCAUUAUUAUUGCUAUACCGCUAUUGACAUCACGCUAUUGACAUCACUGCUCUUUUUUAUUCUAUCCCCUCCGUCAACUCCCCUUCCCUCUCCGCCACCUUCCUGUUCAUAUCUCCGCAUUCCCUUUCCUCCUUCCACUCACUUGCACCUAUCCCCUCCUUCGCUCCAUCCCACUCGUCUCCCACACCCUAGUGCUAUCUCCUACAAAAGUCCGCUUCAAUGCAUUCUUCAUAGCGAAUAGCACCCUCCUCGGAGUUGCAGUGGUACCCCAUCCUUCCACCUCCGACCCUCUCGUUGUCCGGCUUUCUAGUCCCUGCCUCCUCGUGCCGGUCGUUGUUCCCCUACAAUGACUUCCUUGUCCACCGGUUCUCCCGCCCCCACGACCAACGAUGUAGCAGACAACACGAACAGUUCGAACCAACAUCCGCCCCACAAUCCGCCAGAUACCGGUCCCUCCGCCCUUCCCACAACAUCCGAGUCGACCAAUCCUCCGUCACUCUCCGCCCAGAUGGAUGCCACACCACCUCCCAUUUCAUCCCCGAGUCCUUCAUCUUCAACUGGCAGAAUGACCCCUUCAUUCACCCCGCUUGCCAACCUCAAUGCUGCGCGCCGCCCGCCGGGGUCGGUGGACUCAAGCGGUGCGGCGUCCGAUCUCAAAUCCGGCCCGGACCUACUAGCGAAGAUGAAGGCUUUUCACUUGGAGCGGAGAGGGGCGCCGCCGGGAAAUAUGGCUGCACCGGGAACCGAUCGAUCUGCUGGCGGAUCGACCGGGGAGGCGGGUGUCCCACCGGCAAGAGGCCCGCAGCUUGGUCCCGGAGGUGUUCCUAGCUCGUUCAACCUCCCGCACGGCGUAGCGAAGCCUGGAUUUAGCCACUUUCAAUCGGCACCAGCCGUUCCUCGUGCGGGAGGCCCCAAGAAACCGUCUCUUGCAGAAAAGCGCGGAAUGGCCCUUCCCGGCGGCGUGGCUAGCAACAAUAGCCCAGGACCACUAUCGGGGGCGGGGCGAAAAAAGCCAGGGCUCAGCCUGGCGGGGAUGAACGAAUCCAACGAUGCCUCCGGAGCCGGUGAUGCACCAACCAAACCGAACGGCGGUUCCAUGCUCGACCGAUAUUCGGAGUUCCUCGAUGCCAAGACCGGUUCGUUACGUUUCAAGGGCAAGGCCGUCCUCACUUCACAAGGCAUUGAAUUCGCCGGAGGGAGCGCAUUUAGUAUCUCGCUGGACGAGGUGGAUACGCUCGACGAACUGGGGAAAGGCAAUUAUGGGACAGUGUACAAAGUGAAGCAUGCGCGCCCCAAAAUCCGCCGCCCCGGUCUCGGUCUGGCGGGCAAUCGCAUGCACUCCUCCCCGGUCGCGACACCGCCUCGAGUCCAAUCCGAUGAGGUGGGUUCGGAAGGGAGCGUCGUCGCGGCGGCCAACACCACCACGAGUAGCGGCACCGGCAUCAUCAUGGCCAUGAAGGAAAUCCGCUUGGAACUCGACGAUGCCAAAUUUGCCGCCAUCAUCAUGGAACUCGACAUCCUACAUCGCUGCAUCUCACCGUACAUCAUCGACUUCUACGGCGCCUUCUUCCAAGAGGGCGCUGUGUACAUCUGCAUCGAAUUCAUGGACGGAGGAUCGAUCGACAAGCUCUACGGCGAUGGCAUUCCGGAAACCGUGCUCCGAAAAAUCGCCCUCGCCACGAUCAUCGGCCUCAAGACGCUGAAAGACGAUCAUAAUAUUAUCCAUCGCGACGUCAAACCUACAAACAUCCUGGUGAACACCCGAGGCCAGGUGAAGAUCUGCGAUUUCGGGGUGAGCGGCAAUCUUGUGGCCAGCAUCGCCAAAACGAACAUUGGUUGUCAGAGCUAUAUGGCCCCCGAGCGGAUCUCAUCCGGAGGAGUCGUGCAAGCCGGAGCGAAUCCAGGAGGCGGCACCUACUCCGUCCAGAGCGAUAUCUGGUCGCUAGGCCUGACCAUUAUCGAAUGUGCCAUGGGCUGUUACCCUUAUCCCCCGGACACUUACAACAACAUAUUCAGCCAGCUAAGCGCAAUUGUCGACGGCGACCCUCCGGACCUCCCUGAAGAAGGAUUUUCCGAUGCCGCUCGCCAUUUCGUACGCAGUUGUCUCAACAAAGUCCCGAUGCUUCGCCCAAGCUACGCAGCGCUACUCCAGCACCCCUGGCUCAAAAUCCUCUCGCAACCCGAAGUCAUUCCGGAGGAAGAGGAAGAGGAGACGUCGAAACUCGCUGCAGAGCCCGAUUCGGACCAGGGCCCCGAUACCGACGAGGAUGAGUUGAGGCUUGUCUCGACACCGUUGCAAGGGGACGUCCAUGACCAAGAGGUCGCGGACUGGGUAGUUCAGGCUCUCGAGAAGCGGAAAGACGGGCUGCUCGGAAAGCAGUCGAAGCCGGCUUUGCAUGCAGUCGCCCUGGAUGCCGUGGAGAGUGCGCAUGGAGGAACCCCGCUGGGUGGGCUCUUCAAUGUCGACGAUUCCUCCGAUCGUGCAUAGCGUGACCAAAAUAUUUUUCUAGCGACGCCGCAUGGAUGUGGUUCGCGAAGCGAGCAUCGCAGGCUUGAAGAUUGAUAUACAGAUGAUAUGGGGGUUCCUUUACAAGUUCGGACGUGUGCAUAUGCGUGGUUUCAGUUGGGAUCGAACGACACUAGAAACGAAGCGUUUUUCCAUGAAGGUACGAUAUAGAAAGCCCUUGAAGCCGGAAACAGCGCGCAAUGGGUUCUCUUGUUACUUAUUGUAUGAAAUAGCGCCAAUAAGCACCCUGGAUCAGCCAGUGGGAUGUGGAAAAACUUGGUAAAUUUGAUAAAUUUGACCAUCCAAAUGGUACUAGGGACGAUGAAGCGCAGUGAUUAGG